UCCAAACCCAAAUAAAGAAACACACCAUAGAAGUCUUAGAAGCAGAAGAGAUCGACCGCUAAAAAGCUCCGAUCAGUGACUUGUUCUUCUCCGCUUCUUGUCGUUUGCUGUUGAGAUCGAUGGCUAGUACUAUGAGGAACAUCCAUGGUAAGAGAUCUAACUUCCAAUCUGAGUUUCCUGGAAAUGGAGGAAGUAAGAGAAGAAAUCUUCAUGAUGAUGAUACAGAUCACAACGUUAUCGGCUCUGAAGACACUGUCUAUCGUUACCUCUGCCCUGUGAAAAAGACUGGGAGCAUUAUCGGCAAAGGCGGUGAGAUCGCGAAGCAGAUAAGGUCCGAGACAAAAGCAAACAUGAGGAUCAACGAAGCUUUGCCCGGUUGUGAGGAGCGUGUUGUUACUAUUUAUUCUACUAGUGAUGAGUUGAAUCAUUUUGGUGACGAUGGAGAGCUUGUUUGUCCUGCUUUGGAUGCUCUUUUCAAAGUUCAUGACAUGAUUGCAACGGAAAGUAAUGACAAUGAUGAUGGUGAUGAUGAUGAGGAUCUUGUCGGAAAACAAACGGUUACUGUGAGGAUGCUUGUGCCUUCGGACCAAAUAGGUUGCGUUAUUGGGAAAGGUGGACAAGUUAUCCAGAAGCUGCGUACCGAGACCAAUGCUCAGAUUCGUGUUAUUAAAGAUAACUUACCUCCUUGUGCUUUGACUUUGAGUCAUGAUGAGCUUCUUCAGAUUAUUGGAGAGCCUCUGAUUGUUAGAGAGGCUCUUUAUCAAGUUGCUUCAUUGCUUCAUGAUAAUCCGUCACGGUUUCAGCACUCUCUCUUGUCAUCUCCAAGUACAAUGUAUCAACCCGGUGGGAUGCUGAUGGGUGCAGCACCAUUAAUGAGCUCUCACAGAAACUACACUGCACGUAGAGACUUAGCCGAUGCGACGGAGUUUUGUGUUUGUUUCAUCUGUCCAGCUGAAAAUGUUGGAGGUGUAAUAGGGAAAGGUGGUGGUUUCAUUAAUCAGAUUAGGCAAGAAACUGGUGCAAACAUUAGAGUUAAUACAUCAGAAUCUGAAGAAGAUGAUAGCAUCAUUUUCAUUUCAUCAAAAGAGUUCUAUGAAGAUCAAUCACCAACGGUGAAUGCAGCCAUACGUUUACAAGAGCGAUGUAGUGAGAAAGUUGGUAAAGAUACAAAUGAUUCAACAAUCUCUACUCGUUUACUCGUGUCGAGUUCCCAUAUAGGGUGUCUCAUUGGGAAAGGUGGUGCUGUUAUAUCCGAGAUGAGGAGUGUAACACGAGCUAAUAUUCGUAUUCUUCAAAAGGAAAAUGUACCGAAAAUUGCACGUGAAGAUGAGGAGAUGGUUCAGAUUACUGGAAAUCCUGAUGCAGCUAUGAAAGCUCUUACGCAAGUAAUCUUGAGAUUAAGAGCUAACGCUUUCGACAUGAAUCAUGGACUUGUCUUGCUACCAACAUCUUUCCCUUAUAUCUCUCAAGUAUCUGAAUCUUCAAACAGGUCCAAAUACGCAAAGCGUGAUGGUUCCAAAGAUCAUGACUAUAGUAAACUGAAUUCGAAUUCCAAGAGAAGAAACCGUGUUUCUUAAAGCGAGAAAAGCUCAUAUUACAAAGGUACUGGUUUCCUGCCAAAAAACGAAGGUUCAGGAACUUAGAGCAUGCCCAUUAGAGUAUCAAGGCAGGUUCAUGGGCUCAGAUUCCUAGGCCCGAGAUUUAAAAUUUAAAGAAAAAAUGGGUUAAUUUCGACGAUCCGGUUCGUGGGAACGAACCCGUGUGAGACGGGUUCACGCCACGUGUUUACCGCUGAUAGGUUGUAUUUUUUUUUGUUGACCUUCGCGAAAGACGGGUCUCGGGCAAAAACUCUCAUUUUCUCUCCUCUCUACGCGUUUUCUCUCCUCGAGGCGAUAUCGGCGAUUUUUCUUGCGACGGUGAAUCCGACGGCGAAUCCGGAGCCAUCUACCAAAUCGACGACGGAAGAUCUCCUCACAUAGCUCCGAUGGAUCCAGAAGAGAGAAGAGAUAUGAAGAGGCACAAGGAGUACUACGACAGGGUUGGUUUCGUGGCAGAUUCACAGUUUGGGAUUCCGGCGAGGUGUCCCUGUGGUUCGACAAUCGUUGAUGAGCUUUGCGGGAACAAGGAGUAUGACAGUCUUCCUGGCAAGCGUUUCUUCACGUGCAGUAACUACGAGGAUGAUGGGUUGCAUUAUCGUCAUCCUUGGGUGUUUGGUGUCCAGGAGGAGCUGGAAAGGUUGAGUAAGCGAGUGAAUGACGCUGAGAAAGUGAUCACCGAAAUGGCCAGUCUCCAUAAACAGAUUUCAACACUGGAGG
Molecule: messenger RNA, 2315 nt
Organism: Eruca vesicaria subsp. sativa (arugula)
Lineage: Eukaryota; Viridiplantae; Streptophyta; Magnoliopsida; Brassicales; Brassicaceae
Source: the annotation of a GenBank genome assembly